Messenger RNA from Eruca vesicaria subsp. sativa (arugula), 1111 nucleotides. NCBI's taxonomy places the organism in Eukaryota, Viridiplantae, Streptophyta, Magnoliopsida, Brassicales, Brassicaceae. The record is from the annotation of a GenBank genome assembly.
AAACACUUUCAUCACAACUUAACCUGACACAGAGCUUAAGACACAGAGACAGAGAUAGAAGAUGGCGUACAGCGCGUGUUUCCUACACCAGAGCGCACUAGCCUCCUCCUCCGCUGCAAGAUCAUCACCUUCCUCAUCAUCACAACGCCACGUGUCACUCUCCAAACCCCUCCAAGUUGUCUGUAAAGCACAACAGACUCAAGAAAAAGAUAACUCCACCGUAUCUCGCCGUCUUGCUCUCACACUCCUCGUCGGCGCCGCUGCAGUUGGUUCCAAAGUGUCCCCAGCAGAUGCUGCCUACGGUGAAGCUGCAAAUGUGUUUGGGAAGCCAAAGCAAAACACAGACUUCACUGCGUACAGUGGAGAUGGAUUCCAAGUGCAGGUGCCAGCUAAGUGGAAUCCAAGCAGAGAAGUUGAGUAUCCAGGACAAGUCCUUAGGUAUGAAGACAACUUUGACGCUACUAGCAACCUCAAUGUCAUGGUCACUCCUACAGACAAGAAGUCCAUUACUGAUUAUGGUUCUCCUGAAGAGUUCCUUUCUCAGGUCAAUUAUCUUCUAGGGAAACAAGCUUACUUUGGUGAGACUGCCUCUGAGGGAGGCUUUGACAACAAUGCAGUGGCAACAGCAAACAUUUUGGACACAAAUGUUCAGGAUGUUGGUGGGAAACCGUACUAUUACUUGUCUGUGUUGACAAGAACAGCCGAUGGGGAUGAAGGUGGUAAGCAUCAGCUGAUCACAGCAACAGUGAAUGGAGGCAAGCUUUACAUCUGCAAAGCACAAGCUGGAGACAAGAGGUGGUUCAAGGGAGCCAAUAAAUUUGUCGAGAAAGCAGCCACUUCUUUCAGUGUUGCUUAAAUAAAAGCAACAGUGCUCUGCUUGCUUAUCUUCAUUUGUCUCUUGUAAAAAAAUGGAAAAUGAAACUUAGCUUUUGAGAACUAUCAAGAUGAUGUUACCUUUGCGGCUUUUCCAAAAUUUAUAUUCGGUAGAUCUUUGCUCAUUAGUAUAUAAUGAUUGCUCAAACUAAAGACACUGACUAAGGAAAAAGGUGUAGACUAAUUCCAAAUCCUUGAAAACCUCAAGACAUUGAAGAUAACAUGUUCUAUAUAUAGC